UGCGCUUCUCUCUUGCAAAUAUCUCCAUUGUUCUCUGGAGGUCGCCCUUUCUCUCUCUAUCAAUUUCCUACCGAUUCUCUCUCUCUCUCUCUCUCUCUUUGCGCAGAGCUUUCAGAUCUUUGAGAAUGAGCUACUACAACCAGCAGCAGCCACCCGUUGGGGUUCCUCCCCCUCAAGGUUACCCACCUGAAGGGUACCCUAAAGACGCCUAUCCUCCUCCUGGGUACCCUCCCCAGGGCUACCCUCCAGCCCCAGGAUACCCUCCACAAUACCCUCAACAGCCACCUCCUCAGCAGCAAAGCAGUGGUCCUUCUUUUCUUGAAGGAUGUUUGGCUGCCCUUUGCUGCUGCUGCCUAUUGGAUGCCUGCUUCUGAUGUGAUGAUGAGGAGAUGAAAUGGAAGAAAGGGGGGCAUCUUCUUGAAUUGCUCUUUUUAAUAUAGUGCAAAUUCUUGACUGUUUGGACUUCUGGAAAGUACUUUUUGAAGUUUGUUGCUUCCAUGUGAGGGGAAUGUGGUAUUUUUCUGCAUAACUUAGCUGCUUCCAUUCCUUUUUAGGCUUUUCAUACACUUGGAUCAAAGCAUGAACAUUUCAUAGCUAAGAAAUGCAGUUCGAUACCUGAGUGAGUUGUCUCGGUGUGUUUUGCUUUUUGGUUUCUUUUGCUUUAGACCAUGUUCAAAGAAAAAAAAAAGAGAUAAGGUUUGAUCUUUUUGGUUG
Amborella trichopoda is the source of this 714-nucleotide messenger RNA. RefSeq lists its product as uncharacterized. Gene Ontology annotation, cellular component: plasma membrane. The record is from RefSeq and is a predicted model, not a curated record. NCBI's taxonomy places the organism in Eukaryota, Viridiplantae, Streptophyta, Magnoliopsida, Amborellales, Amborellaceae.